GUCUUCUCUGGCAGCAACACCCCCCCUCCAAGGAUAUGCCUUCAAGCCCCCUCCGAGACCCGACUUCGGGACCUCUGGAAGAACAAUCAAAUUACAAGCCAAUUUCUUCGAAAUGGACAUUCCCAAAAUCGACAUCUACCACUAUGAAUUGGACAUCAAGCCUGAGAAAUGCCCACGCAGAGUCAACAGGUAUUCUCUCAGACCCCGCGCACAGCCUGGGAAGCCAGAUACCUGUGGAGACAAGCGCCUGUGCCCUCCUGCCACAGAACCGUGGCAGCCCACUGGGACGUGCCUGACCAUGUGUGAUCUGCACCCACAGGUGGAGCUGGAGGUCACCCUGCCUGGGGAAGGCAAGGACCGCAUCUUCAAGGUGUCCAUCAAGUGGGUGUCCUGCGUGAGCCUGCAGGCGUUACACGAUGCACUUUCAGGGCGGCUAUCCAGCGUGCCCUUCGAAACGAUCCAGGCCCUGGACGUGGUCAUGCGGCACCUGCCGUCCAUGAGGUACACCCCUGUGGGCCGCUCCUUCUUUACCGCCUCCGAGGGCUGUUCCAACCCCCUGGGUGGGGGCCGAGAGGUCUGGUUUGGCUUCCACCAGUCCGUCCGACCCUCGCUUUGGAAAAUGAUGCUGAAUAUUGACGUCUCUGCAACGGCCUUUUAUAAGGCACAGCCUGUGAUCGAGUUCGUUUGUGAAGUUCUGGAUUUUAAAAGUAUUGAAGAACAACAAAAAACUCUGACAGAUUCCCAAAGGGUCAAGUUUACCAAAGAAAUCAAAGGUCUAAAGGUGGAGAUAACGCACUGUGGCCAGAUGAAAAGGAAGUACCGAGUCUGCAACGUGACCCGGCGGCCUGCCAGCCACCAAACGUUCCCGCUGCAGCAGGAGAGCGGCCAGACCGUGGAGUGCACGGUGGCCCAGUACUUCAAGGACAGGCACAAGCUGGUGCUGCGCUACCCCCACCUCCCAUGUUUACAAGUUGGGCAGGAGCAGAAACACACCUACCUUCCUCUGGAGGUCUGCAACAUAGUGGCUGGACAGAGGUGCAUCAAGAAACUUACUGACAAUCAAACCUCAACCAUGAUCAGAGCGACGGCCAGGUCUGCGCCCGACCGCCAGGAAGAGAUCAGCAAACUGAUGCGAAGCGCCAGUUUCAACACAGAUCCCUACGUGCGUGAAUUCGGCAUCAUGGUCAAAGAUGAGAUGACAGACGUGACCGGGCGGGUCCUCCAGCCACCCUCCAUCCUCUACGGGGGCAGGAACAAGGCGAUUGCCACCCCUGUGCAGGGUGUCUGGGACAUGCGGAACAAGCAGUUUCACACGGGCAUCGAGAUCAAGGUGUGGGCCAUCGCCUGCUUUGCCCCCCAGCGCCAAUGCACUGAAGUCCACCUGAAGUCCUUCACAGAGCAGCUGCGCAAGAUCUCCAGGGACGCCGGGAUGCCCAUCCAGGGCCAGCCGUGUUUCUGCAAGUACGCCCAGGGCGCCGACAGUGUGGAGCCCAUGUUCCGCCACCUCAAGAACACCUACGCCGGCCUGCAGCUGGUCGUGGUCAUCCUGCCGGGAAAGACCCCUGUCUAUGCUGAAGUGAAGCGUGUGGGUGACACCGUGCUGGGGAUGGCCACGCAGUGUGUGCAGAUGAAGAACGUGCAGCGGACCACCCCGCAGACCCUGUCCAACCUCUGCCUGAAGAUCAACGUCAAGCUGGGAGGGGUGAACAACAUCCUGCUGCCCCAGGGCAGGCCUCCAGUCUUCCAGCAGCCGGUCAUCUUCCUGGGUGCCGACGUCACCCACCCGCCCGCUGGAGACGGGAAGAAGCCUUCAAUCGCUGCUGUCGUGGGCAGCAUGGAUGCCCACCCCAACCGCUACUGUGCCACCGUGCGUGUGCAGCAGCACCGGCAGGAGAUCAUCCAGGACCUGGCAGCCAUGGUGCGCGAGCUGCUCAUCCAGUUCUACAAGUCCACGCGCUUCAAGCCCACACGCAUCAUCUUCUACCGAGACGGCGUCUCCGAGGGCCAGUUCCAGCAGGUCCUGCACCACGAGCUGCUGGCCAUCCGAGAGGCCUGCAUCAAGCUGGAGAAGGACUACCAGCCGGGGAUCACCUUCAUCGUGGUCCAGAAACGCCACCACACCCGCCUCUUCUGCACCGACAAGAACGAGCGGGUCGGGAAGAGUGGAAACAUCCCAGCAGGCACCACUGUGGACACAAAGAUCACCCACCCAACCGAGUUUGAUUUCUACCUGUGCAGCCACGCCGGCAUCCAGGGCACAAGCCGGCCCUCCCACUACCACGUCCUGUGGGACGACAACCGGUUCUCCUCCGACGAGCUGCAGGUCCUCACCUACCAGCUGUGCCACACCUACGUGCGCUGCACGCGCUCCGUGUCCAUCCCUGCGCCUGCCUACUAUGCCCAUCUGGUGGCCUUCCGGGCCAGGUACCACCUGGUGGACAAGGAGCAUGACAGUGCGGAAGGAAGCCAUACCUCUGGGCAGAGCAACGGCCGAGACCACCAGGCCCUGGCCAAGGCCGUGCAGGUCCACCAGGACACGCUGCGCACCAUGUACUUCGCCUGACGUGUCCGAGUGCUUGCGACGGCAUACCGAGUUGGAUUCACACGAGACCAGCUACACUCAGACCAACAGCCCAGCCCCCCGAGACAGCCAGCCUUGGACCAUGAGACGCCCCUGCGUUCCCAGACUCCCACGGCCCAGGAGGCCUUUCGUCCCAGAUUUCAAACUCGGAUUUUGAACUGCAGACCUGUAUGAGACCCCCACCCCCCGCCCGCCACCUUCCCCCCAGUGUUGUAGGAAAUAGGGUUUGCCAAAAUCUAUAAGCUGCUUAUUAAAAAUAGAAGUCCGUGUUUCCUAAAAGAAAAAGGGAAAAGGUAGUUCUCCUAAAACCAAUCGACAAACUCAGGGCUUUACAACAUUUUUAAUGUAUCUGGUCGUUCAAGUUAACAUGUCUUUUGACCCGUGGCCCUCCAUGAACGCGGGUGGACUCCAACGAGCUGUGAGGACCCCCAAGAUGAGAACAACACAGAGCUCCUCCUGCCCCACCCUCCACCCCGUGUCGUCACUGCGGUGGGUGUCACAGUGACCCUGGUGGGGUCCCGGGAGGGCACUGUGCCCGGGGUGGGGGGUGGGGGGGGUGGCGACCGCA
Messenger RNA from Echinops telfairi (small Madagascar hedgehog), 3149 nucleotides. It is a transcript of the gene AGO2, whose product is annotated as argonaute RISC catalytic component 2. The record is from RefSeq and is a predicted model, not a curated record. Lineage: Eukaryota; Metazoa; Chordata; Mammalia; Afrosoricida; Tenrecidae. The transcript is spliced from 17 exons. Gene Ontology annotation, molecular function: protein binding; RNA binding. The coding region runs from base 113 to 2563 and encodes 816 amino acids.